Molecule: messenger RNA, 549 nt
Organism: Sphaeroforma arctica JP610
Lineage: Eukaryota; Ichthyosporea; Ichthyophonida
Product: U3 small nucleolar ribonucleoprotein IMP3
Exons: 2
Coding region: 1-549 (182 amino acids)
Biological process (GO): rRNA processing
Cellular component (GO): small-subunit processome; Mpp10 complex; small ribosomal subunit
Molecular function (GO): snoRNA binding; rRNA binding; structural constituent of ribosome
Source: RefSeq, a predicted model, not a curated record
AUGGUGCGUAAAUUGAAAUAUCACGAACAAAAAUUACUCAAGAAAGUUGACUUUGUACAGUGGAAAUCUGAUAAUAAUGUGCGAGAGGCCGAGGUGAUCCGCAGAUACCAACUUACAAAGCGCGACGACUAUGUGAAAUACAACAAGUUAUGUGGUCACAUCACAGCACUAACAACCCAAUUAGCAAGCAUGCCGGCAGAUGAUCCAGUCCGGCAAGAUUUAACAGAGGCUUUAAUUGAGAAAUUAUAUAACAUGGGCAUCAUAACAACCAAGAAGAGUUUGGCACAGACUGAGAAAAUGACAGUAUCGUCGUUUUGUAGACGACGACUUCCGGUGGUGCUGGUGAAAGUGAAGAUGGCGCAAACAAUUAGAGACGCUGUCAAACUCGUGGAGCAGGGACAUGUGCGCGUGGGGCCUGAAAUGGUGACAGACCCUGCGUUUUUAGUAACUCGCACCAUGGAGGACUUUGUUACCUGGGUAGAUACCAGCAAGGUCAAAAGACAUGUGGCCAAGUACAACGACCAACUCGAUGACUUCGAUCUGAUGUGA